Messenger RNA from Amyelois transitella, 2690 nucleotides. RefSeq names its product eukaryotic translation initiation factor 4B (gene eIF4B). NCBI's taxonomy places the organism in Eukaryota, Metazoa, Arthropoda, Insecta, Lepidoptera, Pyralidae. Bases 123 to 1847 code for a protein of 574 amino acids. The transcript has 15 exons. The record is from RefSeq and is a predicted model, not a curated record. Gene Ontology annotation, molecular function: RNA binding.
UCUAAUAAUGCUAACGUGUCAUCGUUUCACCUCUGCGGACGUUUGGAUUUACCGCGUGGCCACAUUUCUUAACUUUAGAACUCUGUAUUUUCACCAGAACAUGGUUCCAAAUCAAUAUCUUCAUGUUCAACCAAUUUCAUAGAGGCAAGAAAUCAAAGAAAUCAAAAUGGAUCAAAGCAAGUAUCACAGACAUUAUAGCAGAACCGACCACUAUUCCCACAAUAAACAAUUGGGCGGAUUCCGUAGAUGAAGAACCAGAGACAUUUGGGUUCGCGUCGCGACCAAGGGCGCCGGUGGUGCUCCCGUCCGCUUCGCGAGCUGCCCGCGGAGGGCUGGCCGUUGAUGAUGAGUCCAUUCCUCGACGACCACCCUUCAUUGCACACAUUUCAAACCUGCCGUACGAUGUUGAUGAAACAGCUAUCACAGAGCUGUUUGAUGGCCUUAAGAUUACCAACCUGAGAUUGCCGCGGGAAGGCGAUCGCCUCAAAGGAUAUGGAUAUGUUGACUUCGAAGACAGGGAAAGUCUUAUCAAUGCCAUGAAUAUGCCAGAUUUGACAAUAGGCGGCAGAAGAAUACGGAUAGAUGUAGCUACGCAGGAUAACGACCGGCGCAUGGGCAGGGGGGGUCGCUCCGACCGAGACAGGGAGUACGACCCGGAGCGCACGAUGGGCGACUGGCGCUCGGGCCCGCGCUCGGCGCCCGAGCCGGCGCGCGCCGCCGCGCCGCGCGUCAUGGACCGCGACGGCAUGCGCGAGCGCGGCGCCGAGCGGGAGCGCGACUCGAGUGCAGACAACCGGCCGGGCGGCUGGCGCGACGGCGAGCGCGCCGCGCCCGAGCCCGCGCGCACGCCGUACGGCGGCCGGGACUCGUUCGGCCGGGACCGAGACGACCGCAGCCGAGGAUUUGGCCGCGAUGGCGAGCGUGAAAGGAGUGGUUAUGGCGGUCGAGAUGGAUUCCGCACUGCUGAAAGAGAUGGUGGUGGCUUUAGCCGGGAAGGCAGAGGAUUUGGUUCUCGCGGGUUCGGUGAUCGUGACCGUGACCCUCCACCCAGAGAAGACGCGAAGCCCCGCGAGCGGCCGAAGCUGAACCUGUUGCCGCGCACCGUGCCGCGCGAGCCCGAGGCGGCCGCGCCCGUCGAGGAGCGCCCGGAGCGGCCGGCGGCCAAGCCCGUGCCCGCCGAGAAGGUGUUCGGCGCGGCCAAGCCUGUCGAUACUGCUGCGAAGGAGCGUGAAAUUGAAGAACGCCUAAGGAAGCAAGAAGAAGAAGCUAGACGCGCCACAGAAGAAAAAGAACGUUGGGGCCGUAGGAAUGACCAUUCCGGUGACCGUCGUGGCGGCGCGAGGCGUGAUGAUCGCGGGCGAGACUCGCGCAGUUACAACAGAGACCGGCGUGAUUAUUCCAAAGAUGAUAAAGACAGGCGCGACUAUCGCGACGAUCGCGAGCGGCGAGACUACUCCAAGGAGAGCCGGGAUGACAAGGACCGCCGCGACUACAGAGACGAUCGCGAGCGACGCUCGUCCGACGACCGCGGAUCAGUGGACCGCCGCGGGUCACGCGACCGCCGCCGGUCACCCGACCGCCGCGGGUCACCCGACCGCCGCGUGUCCCCCGACCGGCGCGGGUCACGAGACCGCCGCGUGUCCCCCGAGCGGAGGCCGCGGUCUCCCGCCGCGGAGGAGGAGCGGCCGACCGAGAGGAACGGCCGCGCGAGGCAGAGCCGCUCCAGGGAGCGCGAGCCCGAGGAGAAACCGCUGCCCAAGCUGAAGGAACAGGAGAAACCGAACUUCGUAGCGUCGAAUAAAUUUAGUUUCCUGGAGGACGCGGACGACGACGGCGGCUCCGACUAACACGUGCGGAGCCACUGUGUGCGCUGAAUUUAUUGACUCGUGUGUAAAGUGUAAAUUUACGAGUAUCUAGUGUCAAGUGUCGCGACUGCGGAGCACCGGGACGAUCGUGCGUUGUCUAUGUAAUAGGACUCAAUUAGAAUAGUGUGGUGUGGAUAUAAGUGUAUAUUAGGGUCGCUAUAUGUUCGCACUGCUUCGACAGCAGCCCCAGCCUUUGUUGCCGCUUCUACAAGGUCACACCCUUUUGUAAUAAUCCAUAAUUAAUUCCGUAAUGCUAAGAAGCCACAAUAAAGGCUGGGGCUUGCGAUUGUGACCGUAUUGUACUGAUUGGUGUAAAUUUUUCUAUAGUUUAUUACAUACUAGUAUUGUAUGAACAUUUGCAACAAGCAACAGUGACAUGCAAUUUCCAACAGAUUUUUGGUACAGGUGCCUAUUUUUUUUUUGUGAAUAUUUCAUUAUUCUUUACUUUUACUACCAACACUGAAUCUUAUUUCUUUAUUUUAGAAUUUGUAUGUUAAAUAUAUAGUUGAUUUAGAUUUAUUAUUAGAAUGUUAAUUUUAUUCAUAUUUAAUAUUUACAUUGGAAAUUGUUACGGUACGUAUGAGGCGCUGCGAAUAGAAACUUCAAGUAUAUCUUACUGCCGCGACAUGGCCGCCUGCGUAUUGAUAUCAAUUGAUGGUAAAUCCAACAGUAUAGUUAAAACAGCCAGUGAAAACCUGGUCACAAGGACUAUUAAACAAAAUGUAACUAAACAGCAGGACAUCAAUUUGCUCUGGCGAAAUUUUCUGUUUGGUAAACUACAUUCUAAUAAUUGUGAAUUAUAAAUAAAUCCUUUUUACAACAUAA